Messenger RNA from Hypoxylon fragiforme, 1148 nucleotides. RefSeq lists its product as uncharacterized. NCBI's taxonomy places the organism in Eukaryota, Fungi, Ascomycota, Sordariomycetes, Xylariales, Hypoxylaceae. The record is from RefSeq and is a predicted model, not a curated record. The transcript has 2 exons. The coding region runs from base 147 to 716 and encodes 189 amino acids.
AAAUCGAAUCGCGACGGCAAUGCAAUCAUAACGUCAUUUCGCAUCGCAAUCUUGCCUCAACUCCAAAGGUACAGUACUACUCUCCAAUUCUCUACUUACUCCAAUACUCCGAUACAUGAAAACCACCACGAUAGACAACAGCGACAAUGGGGUCAAAAGUCUCAAAACCCGCCCAAUCCGCCACGCGCAAAUUCCCUUCGAGAGCUCCGGGUACCUCUGCUCCUCCAUCGAGGCCACCCCGGCCGGCGGCAGCUCAACCGAGAUCAGAUGGACGGGCUUCCUUUACGAAGAGUGACGCCAUCAAAGCCGACAGCAUGGACCCCGACACCAACCCCCUGACGAACCCAGCCUUUUCCCAGCGGCUCAGGCAGAUGGGCGUCGCCGUGCCGAACCCGACGCUGUCCAACUCAUCGACCGCGUCGCCGUUCCCGAAGCAGCAAGGGCCGCACAUCUUCCCCUCGCCGGAGCAAAACCCCACGCUGAGCGCGCUGGAGGCGCGGAAGCACUUCGAAGAGAGCGCAGACCUCGAGUUCCAGAACAUGGGCCAGGGGCGAGAGUUCCUGGACGUGGGCACGCUGAAGCAGGCGCUGAUCCUGCAGGCGCAGGGCACGCCGGCCGCCGACAUCGAGAAGAGGCUUAGGCUUAAGAGCGGCGUGGUGAAGAGGCUGGGGCCGAGGGGGGUUACGUCGCCUUUGGUUGCUGGGGAUGUGUUGUGAAAAUACGAAAAGGGGAAAAGUUAAAAAGUAAAAAUAAAAAUAGUAAAAACGACACAGCCCUACUCCAGAGAUAUAAGAUUUGUCGUAAAAUAGUAGGUAUGUAUUCGAGGUAUGUAUGUAUGUAAAAAAAGCGGCUUCUAUAAUGAUUGCCUCGCCUCAUAUCAUCAAUAUUGGAUAGUAGCUACACUUUAUCCAAUGUUGCCAUCGCCCAAGCGCAGCCGUAGCCGCAGCGAGUGUUCCGUCCAGGUCGCUCCCUAGCAGAAAACAGAUAAGGGCGAUAUCGUGCCAAUCCACAGUGAGCUACCGAUACCGCGCUCCCGCACUGAACUCCUGUGCCAAGGUUCCUUUCUACCAACCUAACCUAGGCAACUGGCCAUACUUCCCCCUUCCAUCAUUUUCAUCCAUGGGCUGUUAUGUGUGUAUCCCACCCAA